AAGCUUUUAUACAUUUUAGUUAUUCACCAUUCGGUGAGAGCUUACGAUGAAGCCACGAUUCUCUACUUCGAAAAUCUUAUUAACUCAACAAUCAAUGAAACCGCAAAUUAUGUAAUUCCUACGUCUUCUGAAGAGUUCAGAGGGAAUUAUUAUUGUUCCAAAGAUGCUAAAGAUUUUGGGUCUUAUGAUUUCAUCAUCGUUGGUUCCGGAUCGACGGGUGCAACUUUGGCAGCUCGUUUGGCCGAAGAGGAAAAGUUUAAGAUUUUGUUGAUCGAAGCUGGAGGCGCCGAGAACAACUUCACGGAUAUUCCUGGUCUUUACUUUUACAGCAGAUUUACUGAUUACAAUUGGGGAUAUUUCAGCGUUCCUCAAGAACAUGCCUGUUUAGGUAUGAAGGAUAGGCGAUGCCCGUUUCCAAGAGGUAAAGCUGUUGGUGGUACAACUGUGAUUAACGGUUUGAUUGAUAGUAGAGGGAAUCGAGAUGAUUUCGAUACUUGGAAUCAACUAGUAAACGGUUCUUGGUCUUACGAAGAAGUUUUACCUUAUUUCAAGAAAAUAGAAGACUCUCACAUCGAUGGUGAUCCGGGUUAUCAUGGAGAAGAUGGACCUUUUCCGGUUUACUACCAUAAUCCGAUAAGUCCUCAAGUUGAUGCUUAUUUGGGCGCUAACGAGGAGUUAGGGUAUAAAGUUUUGGAUUUCAAUGGAGCUCACCAGAUUGGAGUCUCGAGGAAUCAGUUGAAUAACAUCAAAGGAAGACGUGUGUCCACGGCGAAAGCGUAUUUAGACCCAGCGAGAAAGUAUAGUAAUUUGAAGAUUGUUGACAAGGCUUAUGUAACUCGCGUUUUGAUUGAUGAUAAAACGGCUUACGGAGUUGAGUUCAUGCUGAAUGGAGAGAAAACUAUAGCUAAAGUUGAGAAGGAAGUUAUUGUAUCUGGAGGCGUUAUAGCGUCUCCAUUUAUCUUGAUGCAUUCUGGUAUUGGGCCUAAAUUGGAAUUAGAGAAAUACAAUAUUCCUGUUGUGAAAGAUCUCCCAGUUGGAAGCAACUUGCAUGAUCACCCAACUUUCUACGGUCUCUCCUUCAGGACUAAUUUCAAUCAACCCAAAUACACGCAAAGGGAAUACAUUGAGCAAUACUUGGAUGGUAAAGGCGAUUUCACUAUAGCUGCUAAUCUACAAGGAAUUGGUUAUUACCAAAGCAAGCAUAUGCAAAUUCCCGGUCUUCCAGAUAUAGAAUUUCUCAUUUCACCAUCAGGCAUGGAAAAUGCGGCAAGCCAAGAAUCUUUCCAUCUGACAGACGAAACCUUUCAAGCCGUUUGGGGUAACCUGAACAGAGUCACGGAUUUCUUGAUGUACGUAGUUUUAUUGAAGCCAAAAUCUAUUGGAUAUGUAACGAUUAAAUCGAACGACCCUUUCGAUUUUCCAAUUAUCGACCCGAAAUUCUUGUCCGAUGCGGAGAACGUUGAUAUAGACGCGAUUUACGAAGCUACCGAAUAUCUGCUGAGUCUUUUGAAAACUGAUCAUUAUAAGAAGUUGAAUGUAACAUUGAUCAAAGUUGUAUUUGAAGCUUGCAAAGAUACGGAAUAUUUAUCUAAAGAGUAUUGGUAUUGCACUAUACGGCAGAUAACGAUGAACGUUUAUCAUCCAGUUGGGACUUGCAAGAUGGAUUUGGAGAGACACGGAGGAAUCGUGAAUAAAGAUUUGAAGGUUUAUGGGGUGAAGAGGUUGAGGGUUGCCGAUGGAAGUGUUUUACCUUUCUCUUUGUCCGGACAUCCUAGCAUGGCUUCCAUUAUGAUAGGAGAGAAGUUAUCUGAUAUGCUUAAAAAACAAUACAUGGCUUGAAUCUUCCCAGUCACAUAUCCAUGACAUUAAUUAUAGUUAGUUGUAUAGAUAAAUAGUUAAAUUAUAUAGUUAGAUAUGGUGUUCCAAUAAGAUCGACGACUUUAAA
This is a messenger RNA of Nicrophorus vespilloides, 1945 nucleotides long. RefSeq names its product glucose dehydrogenase [FAD, quinone]-like. Lineage: Eukaryota; Metazoa; Arthropoda; Insecta; Coleoptera; Silphidae. The record is from RefSeq and is a predicted model, not a curated record. The annotation marks the transcript as partial. Gene Ontology annotation, molecular function: oxidoreductase activity, acting on CH-OH group of donors; flavin adenine dinucleotide binding. The transcript is spliced from 3 exons.